AUGAAUCCAGUCAAUGCCAGGCCUUAUGAGCUCCCAGCUGAUGCAACCUGGUUGAUUACCGGCUGCUCAACUGGAAUUGGUCGCGCUAUCUCGGAAUUAGUUGCCAGCAAACCCAAUCAGCGUCUAAUUGCCACAGCUCGCAAUCCAUCCGACCUCGCUUACCUUCCCGACUCUAAUCCUAAUAUUCUCAAACUUGCUCUCGACGUAACAUCUGCUGCGUCAGUGAAUGAAGCAUUUGCUGCUGCUUCUAAGCAUCUCGGCGACUCUUUCCAUCUUGACAUUGUUAUCAAUAAUGCCGGCUAUUCCCUUUCUGGAGAUACCGAAUCGGCGACUGAGGAAGAAGCGCAUUUAGAAGUCGAAACAUUAUUCUUUGGUACAGCAAGAGUCACAAUAAAGGCUGUUGAAGUUAUGCGCCAGCAUAAAGAACAUCGUGGGGGAGUCAUUUACCAGAUUUCCUCCCUAGCGGGACUGUGUUCAUUUCCUGGUAAUGCUUAUUACCACGCUGGUAAAUAUGCAGUUGAAGGUUGGACUGAAUCUGUUGCGCGGGAAAUGCAUCCUGAUUGGAAUAUUAAUUUUUGUAUCAUCGAGCCAUCUGGUGUGAAACCCAAUUUUGAAGGCCACAGCAAAGCUCACACUGCACCUCAUCCCGCCUAUUCUGCUCCUGAUAUGCCUGCUCGUAUACUCGAGAAAUGGGUAAACAUGGGUAUCAAGAGCGGUGUGGGUAUGCUCAACCCCAAUGGUAUAGCAGAAACUAUCUAUGAGAUAGCUAGUCGUGGAGAGAAAGUACCACUUCGACUUCCUUUGGGUCCUACGGCGUGGAAGUUGAUUAGACAGAAAUAUGAGGGGUUUUUGGGAGAGUUGGAUGCGGUCAAGGAUAUCAGUUUUAUGGAGAAAGAUACUUGA
Messenger RNA from Botrytis byssoidea, 903 nucleotides. RefSeq lists its product as uncharacterized. The record is from RefSeq and is a predicted model, not a curated record. The coding region runs from base 1 to 903 and encodes 300 amino acids. NCBI's taxonomy places the organism in Eukaryota, Fungi, Ascomycota, Leotiomycetes, Helotiales, Sclerotiniaceae. The transcript is spliced from 3 exons.